UAGGUAGUAGGUACAAAUAGUACAAUAUGUUAUAUGGUAAUAAAUUGUGCGGUCUCGGAUUGUGAAUGACUGAUUGUUCUAUUUUAUAUUUCUAACAGCAGGAUUGGUGAUCAGAUUGUGAAUUUUUAAUAUUUAUUAUUAACUACUAUUUCUCCGUUCGUCAAUAAAAUGUUACCUGAUUUUUUAUGUAGACCACUGAUUAUGUUAUUUGGCAUAUUAUAUCCAGGAUAUAUGUCAUUCAAAGUACUCAAGACAAAACGAUCAACAAAUUAUGGUAUAUGGCUAAUGUAUUGGAUAACAUUUUCGAUGUUCACUUCAGUAGAGACUAUAACAGAUAUAUUUAUUGGUCCUUGGCUUCCAUUUUAUAAUGAGUUGAAGCUUUUGUUUCUCUAUAUGACGUAUCCAACUUCAGACAGCUCUCUAACUUAUGUGUACAAAAAUAUUAUAAGUCCUUUUAUAAAGCGGCACGAAAAGGCUAUUGAUGCUCAUAUAAGCAGUUUGAGGAGUGGUGGUUUACAAACCUUCAUGGUAACAGGAAAAAUAUGUACUAACUUUUUCUUGAGCCAGGCAAUAAAACUUUUCCAAAUUUAUGGGUUACAAGCUGUUCAAUUACAAAGUAUUGGUAUGAAUAUGAACACAGCAGUGAUUGAAAAUAGCGAACCAGAUGGAGAGAUUAAUUGGGAAGAAGUCAUUAAUGAUUCUGAAGAUGAAGAUGACACUUCUUUUAAGAUGACUAGUUCUUCAGAAUCUUUAGCUUCUUUAGUACAAGAGGAGCCUCCUGAGUAUUCCUUCUCAGACAUGUAUGGAAAUGCACAGACAAAAGACAAUGAAAAAACUUAUGAUCCACCAUCAUCUAACACACGAAGAAGGAGAAAAGCACUUUAAAAACAAACUAAAAUUAAUUUUUGUAUUUAUCAUGUACCUAUAAGAAAAUUGUAUACUUUUUUUCUAAGUUGAGUAAUUUGAUGUUAUUUUUAUUCAAUAGUUUUUA
Molecule: messenger RNA, 991 nt
Organism: Rhopalosiphum maidis (corn leaf aphid)
Lineage: Eukaryota; Metazoa; Arthropoda; Insecta; Hemiptera; Aphididae
Product: receptor expression-enhancing protein 4-like
Exons: 6
Coding region: 169-885 (238 amino acids)
Source: RefSeq, a predicted model, not a curated record